Molecule: messenger RNA, 876 nt
Organism: Amorphotheca resinae ATCC 22711
Lineage: Eukaryota; Fungi; Ascomycota; Leotiomycetes; Helotiales; Amorphothecaceae
Exons: 5
Coding region: 136-876 (246 amino acids)
Biological process (GO): maturation of LSU-rRNA; maturation of 5.8S rRNA; assembly of large subunit precursor of preribosome
Cellular component (GO): preribosome, large subunit precursor; cytosol; nucleolus
Molecular function (GO): ribosomal large subunit binding
Source: RefSeq, a predicted model, not a curated record
CGACCAUCACCAAGCAACGGAAAAACCUUACAUCGCUCCUUUCUCCCCCUUCCCUCCCUUGCGUAUUCCACCGUCCACCCUCGCUAUAACCCAGGGAACCAGAAGUCAAAACCAGCCACCGAUAGGGAGUUCAUCAUGGCGGUGCGUGCACAGUUCGAGAACUCGAAUGAAGUCGGGGUCUUCUCCACGUUGACGAAUUCGUAUGCGCUUGUUGCUGUUGGAGCCAGUGAGAAUUUCUACAGUGUCUUCGAGGCCGAACUUCAAGAUGUUAUCCCUAUUUGCCAUGCGACGAUCGCGGGUACCAGAAUUAUUGGGCGGUUGACGGCGGGAAACCGAAAGGGUCUGUUAGUACCAACCAACACGACGGACCAGGAAUUACAGCAUCUGAGGAAUAGUUUACCGGACGAGGUCAAGAUACAGAGGAUAGAAGAGCGUCUCUCCGCUCUAGGCAACGUAAUCGUAUGUAACGACCACGUUGCCCUCGUACACCCCGAUUUAGAGCGCGAAACCGAAGAGAUCAUCGCCGACGUGCUAGGCGUCGAAGUCUUCCGGCAAACCAUCGCCGACAACGUCCUCGUCGGCUCUUACAUGGCACUAAGCAACCAAGGCGGCAUCGUGCACCCCAAAACCAACAUUCAAGACCAGGACGAGCUGUCCAGCUUACUCCAAGUGCCCCUCGUGGCCGGGAGUGUGAAUCGCGGCUCGAGCGUCGUCGGCGCCGGCAUGGUGGUUAACGAUUGGCUGGCGGUCACGGGCCUGGACACCACAGCGACGGAGCUGAGUGUUGUAGAGAGCGUGUUCAGGCUGGGCGAGGGCCAGGGACCGGGAGCGAUAAAUACGAGCUUGAAGGAUACGAUGGUGGAGAGUUUCUAUUGA